Oryzias latipes (Japanese medaka) is the source of this 3606-nucleotide messenger RNA. RefSeq lists its product as uncharacterized. Lineage: Eukaryota; Metazoa; Chordata; Actinopteri; Beloniformes; Adrianichthyidae. Gene Ontology annotation, cellular component: plasma membrane; membrane raft. The record is from RefSeq and is a predicted model, not a curated record. Gene Ontology annotation, biological process: B cell receptor signaling pathway; intracellular signal transduction; T cell receptor signaling pathway.
AUCAAGAGUCAGUCUUUUUGUUUUUGUUGCCCUCACAUACCACUUGGACAUUUUGUGCAGAUUUUAUCUCUCACAGUUUGCAGAGUUUAUUGCCUCCCUCUCCGAAAAAGGAUCAUUCAAUUUGUCUGAUAGUGUUCGUCAAAAAGCAGAAGUUGGUCUAUUCACCAGCCUCCUGCGUGCACUUCCUCGUACCACCGAGCCAUGGCGCCAUAAUCAAAAAGACGGGUUCACAUUUGGGGGGGUUCCACCUCUGCCUGUGUCACAUGGAAGCGCAGUCGCUGAGCCGAGGGGAUGCAAGGAGAGAUGGAGGGGGCUUGAGGGACCGUGGAGGAGAAAUCUGGCACUCGGAGGUAACACUGGAGAAAGCUCGGCGGCAGCGGGGAAGCAGACGGACUGCGUAAAGGCUCUCCCCCUCCUGGCUGGGGAGCGCGCGGACAGGGGGCGACGACAGGGGUCAGCUGGCAUUUAGAGAGCACCACAUGCAAUAUGCAGCAUCCCUGUUUUGUGAAGCCCACGAGAGACAAGUUUUUUGCCUUUGGUUGAUUAUGUUUGCGUGGAGCGCCGGAUCCGCAGGGAAGAGAAAACUGACAGAAGCGGAUGCUGCGCCUCAUAUCUGUGAGCUGAGUGGAAAAACAACAGUGGGUGGAACCUGGUGAAGCUAAAAUAACACAGUGAGACCGUGACACCUCUCUGCGUGCAUGAGCGUGAGGGUGUGAGUGUGUGUGCGUGCGUGAGAGCGAGCGAGCGUUAGCGCUCCCACAUGGCCUCCAUGCAGGACGGGCUGAACUUCACGGCUCCUCCCUACGGCAAGGUCCUGCUGCUGGGCGCUAUCGCUGCUGCUUCGGCCUUCGUUGUUACCAUUCUCAUUGUGGUGCUCUGCGUGGGCUGCCAGAGGAAGGGGAAGGCACACAAUGUUCCUGGUGAAAGUGGAAAACACCGUCUCAUGGACAUGCAGGGUAUACUCAAGCAGUCCAAACUGCGGUCAAUCAGUAAAUCAGACACUGAGAUGAACAAGAUGAACUGCAAUGGCAAAAGCAGGCAGCUUCCCCAGAUCCCCUCUGGGACUGGAGAGGACGGCGAGCACACUUACUCUGAAGUGGGCCAACGCUCCUCCACUACACGUACUGACGAUACCCUGUACGCCAUGGUAGGCAGGGCCGGGCAGACGGACACUCCAGCCCCUCCAGCGGUGCCUGCCAACACCCCAGCACCUCCAGACCCAGACGGGGACGUGGAAGAAGGACUGCCUGAAGCCGAGGCCCCGGUCAUGACACCCCCUCAACCUCCAGAGACUGCAGAGUACGCCUGCGUCAGGAAGCUGAGGAAGGCAGAAAAGGCGCCACAGAAGAGGGACAGCGGGACGGAUAUGGGCGAUCCGCCGGCGCCUCCUCCACGACACGCUCCACCUUCACAUCCAGCACCUCCUCCACCACACCCCCACAGCACAAAGUUGCCCCGACGAAACAUUGAGGCCUUUAAUGUCCCAUCAUUCCCAAAGGAAGUGAUGUUUAUGGGCAAUGGAGAGCAGUACAUCUGGAAGCCUCCAGAGGAUGAAGACGUGUUCGUGCUCCAGAAUAAAGCUGCGGGCCCGCUGGGCGCGCACACCGUGGAGAAUAUUCAACCGUCUGCUGCUGCUGUGGCUGAGAUGUACUCUAAAGUCUGCAAACCUGGAAAGAAGAAGAGAGCAGUGCCGGGCUCUCCCCCAGCCAACCUUGGCUUCCGGACCUUAGGUCGAGGUGAGCGGGACCGAGACCGAGACGGUGGCUUUAGUGUUGUGGUCAAACCCCAGACAUGGGCCCCUCAGGAGGGAAAAGCGGUCGGAGGGCCGCUGGACGACCAUUGCUACGAGUCCAUAGGAGCAGAGGAGUGUGACCUGGCCUAUGAAAACGUAGAGGUCGGCGGUGUUUGGAAGCGAGAGAGGCCCCCCAACACCUGUGCCACCUUGCGGCCGAGGAGGAAGAAAGCCCAGCAGCCCUUGCAGCAGCAGCAUCCCCCUCCACCGCCGCCCACACAGCAGACCCCCAAGUUACAACACCUGCCCGCAAAAGCGCUCCUGCUGCCAGGGGAAAAUCUGUACGAGAGCAUAGGCGACCUAAAGCAGGGCUCGGCCACUUCCAGCACGACCACCAUCUUCACCUUCAAUGAUGGCAUGGAGAUGUACGUAACAGGGCUCUGAGACAGCGGCUGCACUGUGAACCCCUUUUCCUUCCAACACAGCCGAGCCACAGAGAGUGACGGCUGGGCCCCUGUCAUGCUCAUCCACACAUACUGUUUACAUUCAAGUCAUAACAUCAAGCUUUUCACGGCUCCAGAGGCCUUGGGGUAGUAAAGUUGAUCUGUUAUGACCUGGGCUGAAUACAAAGUCCUGAAAAAACGUCCAAAGGUAGUGAAAAAAAAAUGAGCACAAGACUAUUGCAGAGUAAAAUCUGUAGGUAAAAGUAGCACUUCCGUCGUACUGAUAUGUGCAAAGCACAAUAACGUUAAAAAAAACCUAAAUUCCUCAAUUCUGGUGGGUUAAAAAUGGGUGUAUGUGGUCCAAGGUGGACCUCUUUGUGUAAAACAUUACGGUAGCAAAGCUUGUGAACAGGCCUUCCCGGUUUUUGAUGAGAUGUGAACCCGGAUGUAGUUAAAUGAUUAAAAAAAUAUAUAUAUCAAAAUACUUGAAAGCUCAGGGACCAAGAAAAGUGACAAGAGUAGUAUUAAAGAAAAAAGAAAAAAAACUUUGCACACAUUUCGCAUUCCUCCUAAAAGAUUCAGAUCAUGUUCAUACUCAGAGAGCCGAUCAGAUACUUCCCUCCAUCUUUCACUCCUCAUGGACUGAACACUGUCUCCCCUGCCUGUAAAUGAUGUUUUUACUUUGUUAAUCCUGUUUCUGCACUUUGCCUGCUACAAGUUGCAUGCCUAUAAAAGCAAGAAAAAAGAAAAAAAAAAGUCAAGCACUGUCAUGUGGUACUUCUAUAUGAAUGUUUUUUUUUUCUUUUUUUUGUUUUUGUCGUUGGUCUUUUAAUUUAUUUAAUUUUUAGCGUGUUGCUUUAUUUUUUUGUAGAGUUCAGAGCCUGUUAGAUUAAGGAUGUCCUCGGCUUGGCAGGGCUCCCCUGGAGCUGGGAGGAUUCUUGGUUUCCUCUCCCGUGCACAGAUGAAACAAAGAACUGUUCGAGUCCCAAAGGGGGAGACAGUCCACUACACCCCUCUCCCAAUCACCCCCCUCCCCCCCCUUGUCUGCUCAGACCUCAUAUCUGUGGAGCGUUCAUCUCCAUAGUCCCUUGCCUUGUGGUCAUCACAAAUCUGCUUUGGUUUCAUCAUAGUGCAGCGUGGAAAGCUACAGUAGAACUGAUGUGUGUUAGCAAAAUGUCACGUCUCAUCAUCCUGCCACUGACAAACACUCUGUUAUCUGUGUUGAAAAUAUCGCAGAAACGACUACAGAAAGAAAAAAAAAGAUAAAUGAAACAAGCAGUUCGCUAAGCAGCAGAGCAUCACCCCGAGGAUCAACACACUGAAAUUGUAUCCAAAAAUCCUGGACAGUAACUUCACUCAACCAAAUAUCCCCAGCGAACAAUGUGAUUACUCUGUAUGUUGAUGCAAUGUGUAUGUACAUGACAAAAAAAA